Elephantulus edwardii (Cape elephant shrew) is the source of this 1563-nucleotide messenger RNA. It is a transcript of the gene SLC16A6, whose product is annotated as solute carrier family 16, member 6. Gene Ontology annotation, molecular function: monocarboxylic acid transmembrane transporter activity. The transcript has 5 exons. Bases 1 to 1563 code for a protein of 520 amino acids. Gene Ontology annotation, biological process: monocarboxylic acid transport; transmembrane transport. NCBI's taxonomy places the organism in Eukaryota, Metazoa, Chordata, Mammalia, Macroscelidea, Macroscelididae. The record is from RefSeq and is a predicted model, not a curated record.
AUGACCCAAAAGGAUUCGAAGCUUUGCUCCAGAGCCAAUGUUUAUACUCAAGUGCCUGAUGGAGGAUGGGGCUGGGCUGUUGCUGUGUCUUUCUUCUUUGUUGAAGUCUUUACCUACGGAGUCAUCAAAUCGUUCGGUGUCUUCUUUAAUGACUUAAUGGACAGCUUUGAUGAAUCUAAUAGCAGGAUCUCAUGGAUUGUAUCAAUAUGUGUGUUUGUCCUAACAUUUACAGCUCCCCUCAGUACGGUCCUGAGCAACCGUUUUGGACACCGGCUGGUGGUGGUCGUCGGAGGGCUGCUGGUCACCACAGGGAUGGUGCUGGCCUCCUUCUCACGAGCCGUUUACCACAUGUACAUCACCGUCGGCAUCAUCUCUGGUCUGGGAUACUGCUUUAGCUUCCUGCCGACGGUCACCAUUCUGUCACAGUACUUUGACAAGAGGCGCUCCGUGGUGACGGCCAUCGCGUCCACGGGAGAAUGCUUCGCUGUGUUUGCUUUUGCACCAGCCAUCAUGGCCUUGAAGGAGGGCAUCGGCUGGAGAAACAGCCUCCUGCUUGUGGGGAUGAUGCAGCUUAACAUCGUCAUCUGCGGCCUGCUGCUGAAACCCAUCGUCAUCAGACCACCCCCCUCGCCCAAGACCCCCGCCCAGGAAAGCCGGAAAGAAGUGCAUAUCAUGCUGGAAAAUGAGAAGACACGCACCUCCAUCGACUCCUUCGACUCAGGAGUGGAACUAACUACCUCACCCAAGAAUGUGCCUAGCCACGCGGACCCGGAGGCCAAGGAGCCACGGCAGGGCCUGCCCAAGGCCAGCCCCGAGCACGGCGAGGCGCGGGCCCCACUCCUGGACUUCUCCAUCCUCAAGGACCGAGGCUUCAUCUGCUACGCGCUCUUCGGCCUCUUCGCGACCCUGGGCUUCUUUGCCCCCUCCUUGUACGUCAUCCCCCUGGGCCUCAGCCUGGGCAUCGAGCGGGACCGCGCCGCCUUCAUCCUGUCCACCAUGGCCAUCGCCGAGGUGGCCGGCCGCGUGGGCGCCGGCGUGGUCCUCAACCGCGAGCCCAUCCGCAAGAUCUCCAUCGAGCUCAUCUGCGUCAUCUUGCUGGCCGUCUCCCUCUUUGCCUUCACGUUUGCUACCGAGUUCUGGGGUCUCAUGUCAUGCAGCGUCUUUUUCGGUUGUAUGCUGGGGACGGUGGCGGGCACCCACAUCCCGCUGCUGGCCGAGGACGAUGUGGUGGGCAUCCAGAGGAUGUCAUCAGCGGCUGGGGUCUACGUCUUCAUCCAGAGCAUAUCGGGACUGGCCGGCCCUCCCCUGGCAGGUCUGCUGGUCGACCAAAGUAAGAUCUACAGCCGAGCCUUCUACUCGUGUGCCGCGGGCAUGAGCCUGGCAGCCGUGUGCCUGGCCCUCGUGCGGCCCUGCAAGCGGGGACUGUGCCAGCGGCAACCGUCAGAGGAAACAACCGCGGAGUGUCGCCGUGAAAAAGUACUACAAGACAUCCCCGAGGACUUUCUGGAAAUGGACCUGGGAAAAAAUGAGCAGAGAGGUCACUUGAAAUCGGGGGCAAUCUGA